UAAUCAUCUCUCAUAUUCACAUUCACAUUCAUCAUCUUCAUACGUCGACCUCUCUCUCUGGGAAGAAAGAACAAAGCAAUGAGUUCAAUGAUGGAGACUCUCCAGAUUCGUAAACCCACUUCUCUACCCGUUUCUCAACGCCCUAACUCCACCACCACCGCCGAAGAUGAGCCUGGACUCAUCCGACGUCGUCUCUCUUCUCUCUCCCUCAACCUCUCUAACCAACCAGCGGCUAUAGCAGCUAGGUUCCCGAGAUCCAAAUCUGUCUCCGCUAUAGGAGAGCAAGCAGGGACCUCUGUGAAAGAAUGGUGGGAAUGGGGUUGGUCGUGGAUCCUUUCAAGAAAACCCAUCUUCAUCAGAGAUCUUGAGCUUAACAAAGACGAAGCUAAAUCUAUUGGUUCUCAAAACAGAGGAAGUAUAAUGCACGUCUUCUUCAAGCUUCGAUCUCAGAUCCGUAACCUCAUGGGAUCUUCUUCCUCUGAUUCUCUUCCUCUUUCUUGCAAAUACAAGCGUCAACGAUAAAAACACAAAUGUUUCUUGAAAGCUUGCUUUCACACAAUAUGGGGGUUGAGAUUUUCGUGAUAUGUCUCUUCUUUUUUACUUUUAUGCAAUGGAGUAUAAUGUAUAAUGUGUUUUUUAUUCACUUCUAAAUUUUAAUGUUGUAUUUUGCUUAGAUCAUUAAUCAAUUUAUUUAUUUUUAUUUGAUGUUUUGUGGCUUGUGCAGUUGUAUUUUUGUAUCUCUUUUAAUAACCAUGCACAUUAUAUAGAAAUCCGUUAUUUUUGUUUUAA
Messenger RNA from Camelina sativa (false flax), 789 nucleotides. RefSeq lists its product as uncharacterized. NCBI's taxonomy places the organism in Eukaryota, Viridiplantae, Streptophyta, Magnoliopsida, Brassicales, Brassicaceae. The record is from RefSeq and is a predicted model, not a curated record.